AGCUGAAGAUGAAGAGGCUCUAAAGAUGUUUCGAUCUAGAACCACUUGAUUGAUUGAUUCAGAUUCAGAAUCAACGGGAACCAGUCUUUAUUUAACGCGCAAUAUCAACGAACAGUCCUCCAUUUCAACUCUCCGUUCUGUUUGUGAGCGCGUGCUUCCUACUGGCUCACGUUUAAUCCCUUUCCAUUCUUCUUCUUCGUUUUCUUUCCACUCAGAGCUCUUACUUCAUUCAAACAAAUCCUCUUCUGGUUAUGCUUUGGAAGAGCGAUUUGUAGCUAAAUGGAGAGUUUACUGAAGGAUUUCGAACUGGAAAACAAGGAUCAUUCCAUUGAAGGUUUGAGUAAAUGGAGAUCUGCUGUUUCAUUGGUCAAGAACCCUCGCAGAAGGUUCCGCAAUGUCGCUGAUCUCGUCAAACGCCUCCAAGCACAGGAGAAACUCAAGAAAAUACAGGGAACCAUUCGGGCUGUUAUCUUUGCCCAAAGGGCAGCACUGCAGUUUAAGGAAGCUGUUGGUGCAACUGAAUACAAGCUGUCAGAAAAGACGAGAGAAGCUGGUUUUGGUAUUGAACCAGAUGAUAUUGCUUCAAUUGUCCGAGGCCAUGAUCACAAGAACUUAAGAAAAGUUGGUAAAGUUGAAGGGAUAGCAAGUAAACUCUCAGUCUCAAUUGAUGAAGGUGUCAGUCAACACAGUAUAAAUAGCAGGCAAGAGGUCUAUGGAGUCAACCGUUAUACUGAGAAACCUUCUAAAAACUUCCUGAUGUUUGUUUGGGAUGCACUGCAUGAUGUAACGCUAAUCAUUCUCAUCGUUUGUGCUAUAGUUUCUAUAGGUAUAGGGCUUCCCACUGAAGGGUGGCCAAAGGGUGUUUACGACGGCGUGGGAAUCAUACUCAGUAUAUUCCUGGUAGUCUUUGUUACUGCUAUCAGUGACUACAAGCAAUCCCUGCAGUUCCAGGAUUUGGACAAAGAGAAGAAAAAGAUCUUUGUUCACGUCACUAGGGAUGGGAAAAGGCAGAAGAUCUCAAUUUUUGAUUUGGUAGUGGGAGAUAUUGUUCAUUUGUCAACUGGUGAUCAAGUUCCAGCUGAUGGGAUUUUUAUAUCAGGAUAUUCUCUGCUAAUUGAUGAAUCAAGUUUGUCCGGUGAGAGUGAACCAGCAAAUAUAGAAGCAGAAAGACCUUUUCUUCUUUCAGGAACCAAAGUACAAGAUGGACAGGGGAAGAUGAUAGUUACAACUGUUGGCAUGAGGACUGAGUGGGGGAAGUUGAUGGAAACUUUAAGUGAGGGAGGGGAGGAUGAGACUCCACUGCAGGUGAAAUUGAACGGAGUUGCUACCGUUAUUGGAAAAAUUGGUUUGACUUUUUCUGUGCUAACAUUUGUGGUGUUGACAAUAAGGUUUGUGGUUGAAAAAGCACUUUAUGGUGAGUUUAGUAAUUGGUCUUCUACUGAUGCACUGAAGCUACUGGACUAUUUUGCUAUUGCUGUAACCAUCCUUGUUGUUGCAAUUCCUGAAGGAUUACCAUUAGCUGUGACACUUAGUCUUGCUUUUUCUAUGAAAAAGUUAAUGAAUGACAGGGCACUUGUGAGACAUCUCUCUGCAUGUGAGACUAUGGGUUCAGCUAAUUGCAUUUGCACAGAUAAAACAGGGACAUUGACUACAAACCAUAUGGUGGUUGAUAAAAUUUGGAUUUGCGAAAAGACCACAGAGAUUAAAGGUAAUGAGAGUGUGGAGAAACUUAAAUCAGAGAUAUCUGAAGAAGUUAUAAGCAUCUUUUUACAGGCUAUAUUUCAAAAUACUUCGUCAGAAGUAGUCAAUGACAAAGAAGGAAAGAAGGCUAUUUUGGGAACACCAACAGAAUCCGCAUUAUUAGAAUUUGGCUUGCUUUCAGGUGGUGAUUUUGAUGCCCAGCGUAGAGACUAUAAGAUACUUAAGGUUGAGCCUUUCAAUUCAUCCCGGAAGAAGAUGUCUGUGCUUGUGGGUCUUCCUGAUGGAGGGGUCCGAGCUUUCUGCAAAGGUGCAUCAGAAAUAGUAUUAAAAUUGUGUGACAAAAUUAUUGAUUCUAAUGGGACAGCUGUUGAUCUUCCUGAAGAGAAGGCAAAGAAUGUCAAUGAUGUUAUAAAUGGCUUUGCCUGUGAAGCUUUGAGAACUCUCUGUUUGGCUGUCAAAGAUAUAAAUGAGACUGAAGGAGAAACCAAUAUCCCUGAUGAUGGCUAUACUCUGAUAGCCAUAGUGGGAAUCAAGGACCCUGUGCGCCCUGGAGUUAAGGAAGCUGUUCAAACUUGUCAAAAAGCUGGAAUAACUGUCCGCAUGGUCACUGGUGAUAACAUAAAUACAGCUAGGGCGAUAGCUAAAGAAUGUGGUAUACUUACUGAGGGUGGUGUAGCCAUAGAAGGACCUGCAUUUCGUGACUUGUCUCCAGAGCAAAUGAAGGAUAUCAUACCAAGAAUUCAGGUAAUGGCACGAUCUUUACCUCUUGACAAGCAUACCUUAGUAACCAAUUUGAGGAAUAUGAUUGGUGAUGUUGUAGCUGUUACUGGUGAUGGAACCAAUGAUGCUCCUGCGCUGCAUGAGUCAGACAUUGGGCUUGCCAUGGGCAUAGCUGGAACUGAGGUUGCCAAAGAAAAUGCUGAUGUCAUUAUAAUGGACGAUAACUUCACUACUAUUGUCAAUGUGGCGAAAUGGGGACGGGCCAUAUAUAUAAACAUUCAAAAGUUUGUGCAGUUUCAACUAACAGUAAAUGUUGUUGCUCUGGUUACUAACUUUGUUUCUGCAUGCAUUACUGGAUCUGCUCCACUCACAGCUGUUCAGUUGCUCUGGGUCAACUUGAUCAUGGACACUUUGGGUGCACUGGCCCUGGCUACUGAACCUCCUAAUGAUGGACUUAUGGAAAGACUCCCAGUUGGAAGGAGAGCCAGUUUUAUCACCAAACCAAUGUGGAGGAAUAUCUUUGGCCAAAGUAUAUAUCAACUAAUCGUCCUCGGGGUUCUCAAUUUUGACGGGAAGAGGCUACUGGGCCUUACUGGCUCAGAUGCAACUGCAGUGCUGAACACUGUGAUAUUCAACACCUUUGUAUUUUGCCAGGUGUUUAAUGAGAUAAACAGCAGAGAAAUUGAGAAGAUAAACAUAUUCAGAGGCAUGUUUGACAGCGGGAUAUUCUUUACGGUAAUUUUCUCUACAGUGGCAUUUCAAGCAAUCAUAGUUGAGUUUCUGGGUACAUUUGCCAACACUGUGCCCCUAAACUGGCAACUCUGGUUGCUCAGCGUGUUAAUUGGAGCAGUUAGCAUGCCUAUUUCUGCUAUCCUCAAGUGCAUCCCAGUUGAAAGAGAUACUACUACAAAGCACCAUGAUGGUUACGAAGCACUGCCUUCUGGUCCUGAGCUUGCAUAAAAAUAUGGAACAAUCAGAUUUUGCCUUCCUUUCACUAUGCACAUGUUGAUGAAAUUUUGGCCUUUGUGCCUCCAUGAAUGUUGGUAGAUUUUGAGAAACUAAUCUCACAGAAAAAGUGGGUGAAAAUCCACACACCAACUACUGACCAAAUUACUUUCGGUACGAAAAAGAAGUUUGUUUUGUACAAUACUUGAAUAUACUGCGAAUGUGCAAAACUUUUUGAAGUCUAAGUUUCAUUUUUUUUCUC
This is a messenger RNA of Lotus japonicus, 3628 nucleotides long. RefSeq names its product calcium-transporting ATPase 4, plasma membrane-type-like. Gene Ontology annotation, molecular function: calmodulin binding; ATP binding; ATP hydrolysis activity. The record is from RefSeq and is a predicted model, not a curated record. The transcript has 7 exons. Gene Ontology annotation, biological process: calcium ion transmembrane transport. Gene Ontology annotation, cellular component: intracellular membrane-bounded organelle; membrane. Bases 280 to 3381 code for a protein of 1033 amino acids. NCBI's taxonomy places the organism in Eukaryota, Viridiplantae, Streptophyta, Magnoliopsida, Fabales, Fabaceae.